AUGGCCGACAAAUCCGAUGACAGCAGUCAGCUUCGGCGACGGAGAACGAGGACCAAUGAAGAGGGCGACGAUUCGGAUGAAAACAACCCGAUGGGCAAAGCGAAGGUCGCAGACAGUCAUGACGAGAAAGAAAUAAAAACUAAAAACAACGGUCUUAUGGAGCUUGAACCCGGAACAUAUUGGCUGACGCGGAUCGUGUUUUUGAGGUCCCUCGCCUUUAUUUAUUCUGUAGCAUUCUUGGUAGCAUUGCAUCAAAACCGGGCUUUACUCGGAAAAAAUGGUUUACUUCCAGUAAACGUGUUCAUGCUCCAAAUCAAAGAACAUUUCCAACAUGAUAUUCAUCAGUGUCUUAAUGCUGUACCAACCAUACUGUGGUUUUGUGACAUCAAUGAUGUAGACUUUUAUCUUGAUGCUAUAGCAACAAUUGGAUUGGUGUUAGCUAUCUUGGUGACUGUUUGCGGAUGUAGCAAUAUGGUUGUUAUGACAUUGCUAUGGAUACUGUAUCAUUCGAUUGUCAACGUUGGGCAGAGAUGGUAUUCAUUUGGAUGGGAAUCUCAGCUUUUGGAGACUGGGUUCUUAGCAAUAUUCAUGUGUCCGUUGUUAACAUGGAGACAGAUACCACGGAAGACACCCACACCACUGGUUACUAUACUAGGCUAUCGAUGGCUCAUAUUUAGAAUCAUGCUAGGUGCUGGUUUGAUUAAAAUCCGAGGUGACCAAUGCUGGAGAGACUUAACUUGUAUGAACUAUCAUUAUGAGACUCAACCUGUGCCAAAUCCCAUCAGUUAUUACAUGCACCAAGAACCUGAAUUCUUUCAUAAAUUUGAAACUCUCGUCAACCAUUUCAUUGAGCUGGUGGCACCAUUCUUGAUUUGGAUACCAUGGCGACCAGCCAUCAUUCUUGGAGGCCUUUUCCAGGUGUUGUUCCAGGUGGUUCUUAUCAUCAGUGGUAAUCUGAGUUUUCUGAACUGGCUGACUAUUUUACCAUCUCUGUGCUGUAUGGAUGAUAAGUUCUAUGCUUUCUUAUUCUCCAAUUCAGAAGGAUGGGCCAAACACAAAGUGUGUAUGAUACAGCGGGAAGCAAGAACGGGUACUGGACCAAGAACUACAUGGGGAAUGUAUGUUCGUCGUGUUGUUAGUAUUUCGCUUGGUAUCCUGAUAGCCUAUCUGAGUAUACCAGUUGUGCAGAAUCUGCUCUCCAAGUAUCAAGCCAUGAAUACAUCAUUUGAUUCACUACGAUUGGUCAAUACAUAUGGAGCAUUUGGAAGCGUCACCAAGGAGAGAACUGAGGUGAUAAUACAGGGCACUUUAAGUGAACGUCCUAGAAGUCCAGAAGCUGUCUGGUUGGAGUAUGAAUUCAAAUGUAAACCUGGUAAUGUUACCAGGAGGCCAUGUUUAAUAUCACCAUAUCACUAUCGACUUGACUGGCUCAUAUGGUUUGCUGCAUUCCAGAAUUAUGAAUCAAAUCCCUGGUUGCUCCACUUAGCUGCCAAGUUUAUGGUAAAUGAUGAGAGCACAUUGGAUCUUAUCGCAUAUAAUCCAUUUCAAGAUACUGAUCCACCACGAUACAUACGUAUGGAACAUUAUAGAUAUACAUAUACAAAAAUUGGUAGUGAAUCGGCCAAGCGUGGUCAGUGGUGGGACAGAACCAAAAUCGCAGACUACUUGCCGCCAGUAUCAUUAAAUGAUAUAGUACCAUAUUUGAAAAGAAGAGGAUACGGAGUUCCUAAAUUACGCGGCAAAGUGAAAUUAAAAGAUAAGAAAAUAGAAAAGAAAACUUGAUAAUGAUAAUUCUGGGCUUCUUUAGGCCAGACUUUUAUUACCCCUUGUUUCGCGA
Molecule: messenger RNA, 1837 nt
Organism: Saccoglossus kowalevskii
Lineage: Eukaryota; Metazoa; Hemichordata; Enteropneusta; Harrimaniidae
Product: lipase maturation factor 1-like
Biological process (GO): protein maturation
Cellular component (GO): endoplasmic reticulum membrane
Source: RefSeq, a predicted model, not a curated record